CUGGACAGUCCGGUCUGGUCUGGCCUGGCCUGCACGCUGGCCACGCUACCCGUCACUGGCUUCUCUCGGUCGAACGACACGCAAAAGUAAUUGGAUUGAGCCCUGCAGCAGCGGGUGCCAUGCAAAUUGCAAUCCAGGGGCUGCCGUUUGCUAAAGCCGUGCGCUUUCAUUGGCCCUCAUCGUGGACGUGUGUCACAGGCCACAGGCCCACUGCGCUGGUCGAGCAGGCGGCCCUCACCAGCAUCCAUAAUACCCACCGCUUGUGGACAUGGUAGUGUGUCACGCCUACUAGUGAAAACAUAAUCACGCUUGAAACCACCACCUUGUGCGAAUACGCAAAGAGAACAAGAUGCGUUUUCGGACGGGCAUCGAGGCCAUCUCAACGCUGCUGAAAGUGUUUCAAUCCGUAAACAAGAUCAGCACGCACUGCAUACUCAACCUUUCGCCCGACGAAGUCCGCAUUAUCUGCACGGGCGAGUCGGACGGCGUGCAAAUAUGGACGACUCUCACCAAGGACCAAUUCUUCAAGGAUUAUCGGGUCGAGUCGAAGUACAAAAAUAUCAUCAAUCUGGAGAUUUCGACAGAAAUGCUUAUCUCGGUGCUCAAAAGCGCUCAAGACACAUCGGACGUCACUAUGCGACUCGCAAAACGUGGUAGCGACCCAUUGCUCUCAUUUGCAAUCGUCUCCAUGAGCCACACGGGUGCAAAGAUGGAAAUCGAACAUGAAGUCCUCAUCAAGCUCAUCAAGCCGCCAGACUGGGAGCAAAUUCGCGAGCCACACUGUCCUGAGCCAGAUGUCCACAUUGUACUACCUCGACUGCUGAAGAUGCGCACAGUCGCAGAGCGCAUGUCGCGCAUGUCUUUCCAGAUAACAUUUUCCGCCAACCUCGAAGGUGCCUUGACAUUGGGCAUCACUUCCGAUGAGGUCAACGUCGAGACGACGUGGAGAGGGCUAAGCCAUCCUGAAUUUCGAACCGAUGAGAACGAUGGGGACGCCAAGGGUGCACCCCAAAGAGGCAAGCAACAGGGCGAAUUCCGCAGCGUGACGCUCGAGAUGCGGUCCUUUCUUCGGUUCCUGUCCAGCUACAAUGUCGAGACGUCCACCAUAGCGUGCAUAUGCGUCGACCACUGUGCGAUCUUCUAUGUCUACAUUGGCGACCAACAGCAUCCUGGCGGAGUUAUGACUUUCUUCAUUCCUGGCUUGAUAAGUGACACGUGAGCACCCCAAGCGUGUGCCUGCCGCAGUCUCUCUAUCUUCGGUGAGGGAGACCUGUUAGACAUUCGCAAGGAGCGCUCCACUCUAGCACCUUCGCAAGGCAACAUUUUCAAAAUGCAUAUUUGCAAGGAUCCAUGGACGAUUCCAUGACCCCCUCCCCCCGGCCUUCUGUAGCCUAAAUUGAUGCAUUUGCUCUGUGUGCGCU
This is a messenger RNA of Tilletiaria anomala UBC 951, 1421 nucleotides long. Its product is annotated as cell cycle checkpoint. The coding region runs from base 350 to 1219 and encodes 289 amino acids. Gene Ontology annotation, biological process: telomere maintenance; mitotic intra-S DNA damage checkpoint signaling; nucleotide-excision repair. Gene Ontology annotation, cellular component: site of double-strand break; checkpoint clamp complex; nucleolus. NCBI's taxonomy places the organism in Eukaryota, Fungi, Basidiomycota, Exobasidiomycetes, Georgefischeriales, Tilletiariaceae. The record is from RefSeq and is a predicted model, not a curated record. The transcript has 8 exons.